AUGCAAUUUCUAAUGAUGAAUUUUGGCAAACCGUUGGCUCACUGCUUCACUUUUAUCUGGAAAUCAUUUUUACAAUAUGCUAUUCGACAAAAUCCACCUGAUACUUCAAAUAAUGGAUAUGAUAAAUCGAACAAUGUAAUGCCAUCGGUUAUAGAAUCUGAUGAUUGUUGUUCUGUGGACACAUCGUCGUAA
Messenger RNA from Schistosoma mattheei, 192 nucleotides. The record is from the annotation of a GenBank genome assembly. NCBI's taxonomy places the organism in Eukaryota, Metazoa, Platyhelminthes, Trematoda, Strigeidida, Schistosomatidae.